Medioppia subpectinata is the source of this 803-nucleotide messenger RNA. The record is from the annotation of a GenBank genome assembly. Lineage: Eukaryota; Metazoa; Arthropoda; Arachnida; Sarcoptiformes; Oppiidae.
GAACCGAACGGAACUGCGAAUCCAGUGUUAAGUAUUUGUCCCGAAAAGUUGAAGCAAACGAAACAUUCGGUCACUUGUUGUCAAUUUAACUCAACGGCUGAUAAACUAUUGGCCACUUAUAACGAUGAAGACAUCUAUACGUUUGAUCCGAAAACUGGUUUAUCUGAGACGCGAUACAGUGGACACCGAAAUAACGCAACGGUUAAGGGCUGCGCCUGGUUUGGCGACCAGUAUAUUGUCAGUGGCAGUGAUGAUGGUUAUGUCUACGGUUGGGACUCACAGACGCAGCACAUCGUUAUGUCUCUAUACGCCGAUGAGAACGGAGUUGUGAAUUGUAUAGAGCCUCACCCGACGGCUCCCAUUAUGGCCACAUCGGGUCUGGACGAUGACGUGAAGGUAUGGGUGCCGUCAGCUAACGAGUGGCCGCAGACAAUGAAAGGCAUAAAACAGCGAAUUUGUGCGAACAUUAAAGAAAGACAACGAUCUCAUCGUAGACUCGAACGGCUCGGCGACGGCUUCGAUAGAGUGGACGGCGCUAUGGAUGCGGCGAUGCUUUACGAGAUCAUCAGACAUAUGAGGAGACGCUCACGAAGGAGGAGGAAUGGUCUCUAUAUGAACACCAAUUCAGCGAAUAAUGACAACGAAGAAGACGAUAGCGAAGACACCGACAGUGAUAGCGAUGCAGACAAUGGCCCACAAGAAUGCAUUCAAUCUUAAACUAUAUUUCAUAAAUUUUUUGAUUGUUUGCCUCUAUUUAUGUAAAUAAUUGAUAAAAAUAUGUUAAAAUAUGUUUUUAACUCAAA